GACCGUUAGUGGUCCCUCAAAGCAUGAUGUGAUAGCUCUGGUCACAUAGCUAGCUUUUUACAUGUUUUAUUACUCUGCUUUGUUCAGCCAACUGAGCCACUAAAGUGUUUUGCUUAUGGUUUGGCUUCUACUCUUUCCAGCCAGCUAGUCGAGGGGAUAGUGUGGCUAGGGGGAGUGGUGGGGGUGCAGACCAUGCAGGCAGACUGGGUGACCCCCAUCCCAACCUAUGACUCACGUGCAGAGGCGGAGACUGCGUAUGAGAUUCACCACCGGAGAGGACCGUCCCGUACUCACUCUUCGGACCGCUCUGUGCGCUCAGAAAAAUUACCUUCACCCCGAUAGCAGCUAAACAUCGUUUUCCCUUUGUUGACGCCUUGUUUACAAUGUGAAGAAAAUGGCGGCGACAAGCUCUGAUUGGGUGGAGAUCCUGGAGCCACGCUCCCGUGAGCGUAUGUAUGUGAACUUGACCACUGGUGAGUGCGGCUGGGAACCCCCCUCAGGCGUUCCUGUCCGCCAAGCGGACGGUAACCAGUGGUGGGAGCUAUUCGAUCCCCAGAGCGGCCGCUUCUACUACUACAACUCUACUGGGCGCCGCACAGUCUGGCAUCGACCCCUGGGAGCUGAUAUAGUGCCCCUCUCCCAGCUCCAGGCCAUGAGGCGAUGCAGUGAGGCCAAGCGGGCUGGAGGGGCCGUGGACAGGCACCACCAUGGGACCACGGGGAGUAUCGGCAGUGUAGGGAGCCAGGGGCGCUUCACACCUUUGCCCGAGCAGGAGGGGGACAUCCCUGUCCCCAGAGCUCCGGAGACCAAUGAGGAGGCUGCCAACCCCGAGCUGGACCCGGCAGUGGACAGCAGACUGCAGGGAGACGGAAGCAGCACCGAAAACAGCACAGACGGCAGUAAAGACCCACAGAGGGAUGCUUAUCAAAGAUGGCAGCCCGAACCUGGUUCUAAGGCAGCCAUGUUGGUGAAGGUGAACAGCAUGAGCCGUAGCCAGCCUAUCCCAGCCUUGCAUCAGCAGCACCUCCAGCCCAGUGCACACAGCAAAGUCAACACCGUCAACCUGCACCCCUCUAGCAAUAAGACCCAAGGAGUACAUUUAAGCUCCACCCAGGGAUAUAAAACCGCCCCUUCUGGCAAAAUGGCCGCUGACACACGUCAGGCCCAUCACCUGAGAAAAGCCAGCAAUGGCAGCUUCUGUUUGGUGACAUCAGACAGUAGCCAUCCUAGUCCGCUCCUUCACAGGUCACAGACCAGCACACCAUGCCCGGUCUCUCCCCAGUAUGGUUGCACUACCCCAAUCUAUGACGAGCCCGUUUCAGAAUGUCCCAUAUAUGAUGAACCCCCAACAGACAUGGAGGUCGAGGGGGCGCACCUGUUCAACGGACAACCUCUGUCUCGUCUGACACCUACCCAUAGCCUCCAAAAACCCAGACACCUCCAGCACCCUGGUUCAUCUCAUUCAGGGUCCAGACACCGGAGGAAUCCCUCUGCCUCUGACUACAGCCCAGCUGGCCUGGAGUGCAUCAAGCACAUGAUAAACGUGGACCCCAAACAGGCACUUCUAUCUGGCUCCCCUGUACCCACACGUACCCCUUCCCCUACCUCCAGGCAGGAUCCUGUCAUGCCCCACCCUCAGCCACAUCCCCAGGCCCACUCUUUGCCCCAGGCUCGAGGCCAGAUGAGGGACAGAGAGCCAGGGACCCCGGGCCCAAGUACACUGGACAAGAAGCAAAGCUGGCGGGUCCUUGAGGCCACUGUCCAGCGCGCCAUGGAGGCACGACACAGCAGACAGAGCAGCCAGGCUUCGCAGGACUUCCCCUCUUCAACCCCCCAGGCCACGGCAAACUAUCAGGACUCUGGUUACUCCACGGGCCCCUCCCCAAGUCUGAGAAGAAAGAGCAGGAGGAGGGUGGGAGCCGGUGGUGGUGCGGGAGGCAGGCCGGGGUCGGUAGGCAGCAGCGGGGAGCUGUGUGCCCUCAACGAGAGGCUCAUGGCCGAGAUGAGGGAGGUGGUGAGUCGCUCCAACACCAUGAGGGAGGUGAGAGCGGGGCUGGACCCGGAAAUGGGGGAGAGGGUUGUCGUACCUCGGACGCGCUCCCCCGCCGCGGACUCCCUCAGGUGGUACGGAGGAGUGGGAGGGGGGUCAGCAAGCAGGUGCGCAUCACGAGAGGAACUGACCGGGGCUCCCCGGUCACUGAGUAGGGCAGGUAACCAUGGCAACCCUGCGCUGACCCCUCUGGAGAUACCAGGGAGGCAGAAAAGGACCUAUGAAAAGGUAGACACCUUGGAGAUGAGUGUGAAUAGCCAGGCCAGCCUGUCCUCUCCAGAGACCCCUGGACCGCCCUCCCAGGCGGGCACCCUAGAGCUGCAGGCUCAGUUGGAGAGCAGAAAGAAAGGCAUGGUGGAUGGGCGGACAGCUUCCCUAGGCCCUCAUCGCCCUGUCAACCAUGACAACAGAGAAGAAGGUGAUGGGGAAGGUGGAAGAGCACGGGGGUCCUCCUACCAGCUCUCCUACGCCACCCUGCGGCAGCCCCCGCCUCCCGACAUGGGCAUGGAGGACUGGGCCAGCAAGCACCUCAACAUGCACACGCAAGGCCUGUUCCGUCGCCGUGUCUCCAUUGCCAACAUGCUGUCGUGGAACCGCGGCUCCAUCAAAAAGCCCAUGCUGGUCACCAGCAACCGCGCCGUCCGGAAGGAGGCCUGCGAGAUGUUCAAGCUGGUACAGGCCUACAUGGGAGACAGGCCUUCACGUCUGGACCGCCGUCACUGUGCCCUCCUCAUCAUCACCAAGUGCUGGGACAUGCCAGGGCUGCGGGACGAGCUGUACGUGCAGCUGGUGAGGCAGACCACAGGCAAUGCCACCCCGAGAAGCUUGGCGGGAGGCUGGGAGCUGAUGGCUGUCAGCUUGGCGUUCUUCGCCCCCUCGCCCAAGUUCCGCUGCUACCUGGAGGGCUACAUCCAGAGACACACGGACCCUGCCAGCGACAAGAAAUGUGAGUCUCAGACUGAGCAACAUGUGACUCAGUUCAUAUUGGAACAGCAGGACCUAAAGCUGAAGAAGAAUUCAAAGUCCAGAAAGAAGAGGAAACAGAAUACAGAUGAGGAAGAAGGUCUGCCUAUCAGCACAUAUGCCAAGUUCUGCCAUCGGAAACUGCAGAAGGUGGCGAUCACCGGAGGCAAAAAGGGUCUACGUAAGCCCACGUUGGAGGAGAUCGACCACAGUAGGCGGGCCAUCGUCACGCCCUCCCUGUUUGGCAGUUCUCUGGAGGAGGUGAUGGAGAGGCAGAGCGAGCUCUUCCCAGAUAGGAAACUGCCCUGGGUGCAGGUUCAGCUUUCCCAGUAUGUUCUGGCUCUGGGCGGGGCUCAGACGGAGGGCAUCUUCAGAGUGCCUGGGGACAUUGAUGAAGUGAAUGCGUUGAAGCUCCAAGUAGACCAGUGGAGGAUCCCAGAGAAUCUCUCUGACCCCAAUGUCCCUGCCUCUCUAAUGAAGCUGUGGUAUCGGGAGCUGGAGGAACCUCUCAUCCCAAUGAACUUCUACAAGCAGUGUGUCAGUAACUGUGACGACCCAGUGGCGGCCAUCGCUGUGGUUCAGUCUCUGCCUGAGCUCAACAGGCUGGUGCUCUGCUACUUCAUCCACUUUCUGCAGGUAUUUGCUCAGCCAUCCAACGUGGCUAUAACCAAGAUGGAUGUGAACAACCUGGCGAUGGUGAUGGCACCUAACUGCCUCCGGUGCCAAUCCGACGAUCCACGGGUCAUCUUCGAAAACACGCGCAAGGAGAUGUCCUUCCUGAGAAUGCUUAUUGUUCACCUGGAAACCAGUUUCAUCGAAGGGGUGGUGUAGACACUGUAAACAGAGCGCAGAGCCCACCUCAAGUGCUGAAUCAGCAUCUCCAGUUACACAUUUACAAUCGUGCAUAAACACUUUCUGUUCAGACCACACUGGAAACUCUUCAGGUGAGAUAUUACACCUCUUACAACACAAGCAGUGUGAGAGCAGCUUGGACUUUGGACCCUUGUUUUCACUUGCUUCCUUACUGAGUGACAAGACACCUUAGGUUAAACUGUGUUUUUUGAUACUAACAUCAACAGUGACAGAUUUAAAGUGGCUCACUUUAAUGACCGUAUUUUCUAACCGCUGCAUGUGAAAACAGAUUUACUCUUUUGUUACUAAAUGGGUAGUACUACAGUUUCAUAGAACAACUGCGUUGUGUAAAGGGAGAGUCUUACAGUAUUUACUUUACUUGCACAACAAAACAUAAAGACAGCAGCGUUGACAUUCUGGUUUCAUUCAAGUGUGUGUGUAUAUGUGUGUGUGUGAAUGAAAGACACCCUUCUUUUAUCAUGUACAGAAAAUAUAAAAAAAAAGUUAAAGAACUAUUGUAAUGGUGUCUUACUAAUAAGCUUGCCUGUGCUGUUUUGAGUAGUUGUACUGAACGCUGGUCUCCUCGUAUUUCAUUUUUACGAGACACAAGAAGCCACACCACCACAACUAUUCUGACGGAGUACAGAGCCUUCAUUUUAAAGCACAAACUGGAAGGAUGUGCAGAAAGCUCUUUAUAACGGAUGGUGGCGAUUUUCUAAGAAAAUAAACUUAGAAAGUGCUUUGAUUUUACAACCUUUAAACACAAGUGAAGCCAGACGAGGGUGUUGUAAUUACAGUUUAUGUCACAGGGAUGUUGGAGGUUGGUAAUACUCGUUCUCUUUUAUCUAUAAAAAGGCUUUCAAUCGGAAUUGUGUUCUCUUUUGUUUGUGGUCUGUAUGUUGUUUUUUUUUUUGGCUCAGGUCUUACGAUAAAACGGGUGUUGGAUGUGAUAACUGUACACGGCCUCCCUCACAGACUGAACAUUUGAUUAAUCUAACACAAACCCCUGUAAUGAGAAUGGAUUAUUGUUCAACCGUCAAGCACUAUGAGAAUGUAGAUUAAGCUUUUUGUGUCCCCUCUCAGGCUUUGACCAUGUAAAUAAAUUCUGCGUGUAAAUAGUAUUAACUCUGCUUAAGUGUAUUCUAGUGAUCCAGGUUAAGGGUGAAGUUAAAUGUUGCUGUAAAGAGCAAUAAAAGGUGUAAAAGUUAAUUAACUGUUCAUUUCUCUGCUGUAACCGCCUGCCUUUUGAACAUAGGACUGAUUCAAACCACUUUCCGUGUGUGUGUGUGUGUGUGUGUGUGUGUGUGUGUGUGUGUGUGUGUGUGUGUGUGUGUGUAUAUAUGUGUGUUUGCAUACCUACUUGUUAUGUGGAAUGACUGUCCAUAAAUAAAGAUUUGUUCAAUUGUA
Molecule: messenger RNA, 5272 nt
Organism: Perca flavescens (yellow perch)
Lineage: Eukaryota; Metazoa; Chordata; Actinopteri; Perciformes; Percidae
Gene: arhgap46a
Product: Rho GTPase activating protein 46a
Exons: 10
Coding region: 395-3844 (1149 amino acids)
Biological process (GO): signal transduction
Cellular component (GO): cytoskeleton; cytoplasm
Molecular function (GO): GTPase activator activity; protein binding
Source: RefSeq, a predicted model, not a curated record